This is a messenger RNA of Closterium sp. NIES-67, 3454 nucleotides long. Lineage: Eukaryota; Viridiplantae; Streptophyta; Zygnematophyceae; Desmidiales; Closteriaceae. The record is from the annotation of a GenBank genome assembly.
AGGUAUGAAGUGAGGGAAAUCCCUAGGCGGCAAAAAAAGCAUUUUCUAGGGCGUGGUAUUAUCAUAAAAGCGGUCCGGUUGUCGAGCAGUCCAUUCUCCUCGCGGUUCUCUACAGCACAGCCCUCCCGAUCCCCGAACCGAUUGUCGAUUACCCGUUCCGAGCAUCGCCGCAGCUAUAUCGCCACGCAUUCCUCAAGGCGUCGCGAAGGCUUAUCCUCACUUAUUUCUCGUUCCUCUCGCUCCUCGUUCCUGGGGCCUUCACCAGCGCAAUCACUCCAUCCACGUGAAUAUUGCAACCACGCAGUAUCCAUGGGCGACGCGAAGGACAUCUUGGGAUUGCCGAAGAAGGCGCCGUCAGGCACGCCGGGCGGAGUGGGGGUGGGGGGCGCUGGAGUGCCGGGGAGCGUGGGGAAGGGGAAGAAGCGCGAGCGCGAUGGCGGAGGGCGGGCGAUUCCCGAGGGGAUCAGCAGAGAGGUCUAUGCGCUCACGGGUGGUUUACCCCCAAUAAUGCCGACUUUCGACCCGAUGCUGCUGCUCAAGAAAAGAACCACCCCCACACAUAAGGUGACGUGGCAGUGGAAACCCAUUGUUUCAUCUGCCCGGCCAGACGACCUGAAAAUCUAUCACUGGAUUAAAGUGAUGGAUGGCAAAAUUCCAACAGAGGAUUAUUCCUUUGCCAAGUAUAACAAGCCCCCUCAAGUGCUACAGUACACUGACGAGGAGUACAGGAGUCUGCUCUAUCAUCCGCGGUGGACCCGAGAGGAGACCGACGCUUUGAUGGAGAUCUGCGUUGAGAUUGGCCCGCGGUUCAUCGUUGUUGCCGACCGUUACAACACCGACGUCGAGCGUUACAACUCCCAAAUCGACCAGCUCUCAGUUCCUACUGCUGCUGCUGCUGCUGGUGCCAGUCCAACUACUGGCGCUGCAGCUGUUGGAAAGACCAGCGAGCAAGAAAGAGCUGCUGCCAGGGGUGGUGGUGAUGCUGCUGCUGCUGCUGCUGCUGCUGCUGCUGGUGGCUGUAAGGAAGAGCCUGUAACGGGAACUGGGGAAGUCAAGGAAGAGCCUCGGGAAAUUGCUGCAGAAGCAGCAGGAGCAGCGGCCACUGCUGGGGCUGCUGGUGAUGCAGCUGGUGGAAGCCCAGCAGCUGCUGCUUCUGUGGGUCCUCGGGAAACUGGUGCGGCAGCAGCAGCAACAACAGGUGGUGGAGGCCCCUUAGCUUUAAAGAGGAAGGAACGGUCGGUGGAGGAGAUAAAAGAACGGUACUAUGAUGUUACGAAGAAGCUUCUUGCAUCGCGAGCAGCAGCAGGAGAAGAGGUGCCAAUGGGUCUAUUGCCUAAGGACGGCUACAACAUGCGGGCAGAGGUGGAGCGCAAGACCCUGCUGGCCGCACAGCUGGCGCUGACUAGGCGCCAGCUGGCAGAGGAGGAGAAGGUGCUUGCAGAGGCCGAGAGAAUCCUCAAAGCACGGGGAUGGACCGAGGAGCAGUUGAAGGAACACAAGGAGAGGCUUCAGUCGAAGGAGAGGGAGAGGGAGGAGCGAGAGGAGCGGGAGAGAGAGGAGAGGGAGGAAAGGGAUAGGGAGAGGAGGGAGCGGGAGAGAGGGGAGAGGGAGAGGGAGAGGGAGAGGGAGAGGGAGGAGCGAGAGAGGGAGGUGGAGGUGCGGAGGCGGCAGGCGAAGCAGCAGACUGUGAAGCUGGCCUCUAUUCCCCCAUCCCCCACGCUCACCUCUCGAGCACCCCCAGCAGCAGCAGUUACACCCCUACAAGACGCCCACGUGGCAACGCCAGCUGUACCUGUGUCAGCGUCCACGUCAGCAGCUGCCCAUGCUGACGUGGUGCCAGCUCAUGUUCCAGAGCGCACGCGUCCGCAUGCGGUGUCAGCAGGAGGCGGAGGGUCGCGUGGUGCCCUUGCUGCUCCCAUGUCUGCUCAGGCUGGGAAUACGAGAAUGCCUCGUGUGUUUGUGAGAGGCCCGCGCCUGGCUUCGACCCUCCUUGCAUCGACCACUACAGCUGGCGCCAGGAUGGCCAGGCGCAUCGAGCACACGCUGCAAGAACUGGGGGUACCCCUUGCACCCCGAGUGCCCACUCGGGAGGUGUGUGCCGAGUACAUUGCGCUGAGGAAGGAAGUGGUCGCACUGCUUAACCUGCAAAAGAAGGUACACUGGAAGGAGAACGAGCUUACUCUCUUAAAGGAUAGCCUUCAAAAGGAGACAGGUGGGGGAGGAGGCGGAGGGGGAGGAAAGGGAGGGACAGGAGGGAAGGGAGUGGCUGGGGGGAAAGGCGUAGGGGGGGCAGCAGGGGCAAGCAAAGGGGGAGGGAAAGGGGGAGGGGGAGGAGGGGGAGGAAUAGGGAAAGGGGGAGGGGGAGGAGGAACAGGCAAGGGGGGAGGGGGAGGGGGAGGAUCAGGGAAGGGGCAAGGAGCGCAAGCAGCAGCAGCAGGAGGAGGAGGAGGAGCAGCAGCAACACACCAGUCACACCAUGACUCUUCGAGCCUGGGAUCCACUCCUAAGUCCCACCGAGGCUCAGGCUCGGAAUCAGCUUCGGCGCUGCCUGCUCCUUCGCCCACUGUAGCAGCAGCUGCUUCCACGCCGCGGCCAGAAGUAGGGAGAAAGCGCCAGGCUGGGUCAAGGCCGUCUGAUCCUGGCAGCACUGGUAUUCCUGCUGCUGGGGCUGGGGCUGCUUCUGGUGGGGGUGCCGGGGGUGGUGGGGGUGGAGGUGGGGGUGGUGGGGGAGGAGCACAGAAGCGAAUCCGACGGCUCAAAAUCACUGAAGACUCAAUCUAGUGCGAACAAAGUGGGUCACUGCAGUUGGUGCUGCUGCUGCUGCUGCUGCUGCUGCUGCUGCUGCUGCUGCUGAUGGUGUGGGGGCGGGGGGAGGAGGGGCGCAGAAGCGAAUCAGAUGGCGCAAAAUCGCACAAGGUGACUUUUGAGUCGACUCAAAAUCGCACAAGACUCUGCCUCGUGCGAACCAGUGUGGUACAUUGCAGGUAGUUCUGCUACUGCCACUCAAACGGGUUCUGCUACUGCUGCUCAAACGGGUUCUGCUACUGCUGCUGAAACGUGUUCUGCUACUGCUGCUGAAACGUGUUCUGCUACUGCUGCUGAAACGGGUUCUGCUGCUGCUGCUGCUAAAACUGGUUUUCCUGCAGCUGUUGCUGGAACUGGUUUCCUGCUGCUGCUGCUGUUGCUGGGGUUGGAGAUAACAGGGGACACAGAAGGACCGCUAGUGGCCAUGUGGCAUCACUGGCAUGCUUUUCUCUAGCUAGAGCCUAGAGGUCCUUCCUUACGACUCCAGAGUGUAGUGAACACUGCUACCAUAUGGUAUCUGUACAAAAUAUCUUGUAGAUCUUUAGUGGUUAUGUGGUAGGUUGUUGGGCUGAGAAAUGCCCUUAGGAUCUUUUCAAAGACAAAGUCCCAGUUGAAGAUUAAGACUUGAGUAGUGCAGCGGAAGUUGAGG